This is a messenger RNA of Populus trichocarpa (black cottonwood), 1166 nucleotides long. RefSeq names its product truncated transcription factor CAULIFLOWER A. The record is from RefSeq and is a predicted model, not a curated record. Lineage: Eukaryota; Viridiplantae; Streptophyta; Magnoliopsida; Malpighiales; Salicaceae. Gene Ontology annotation, cellular component: nucleus. The transcript is spliced from 7 exons. Gene Ontology annotation, biological process: positive regulation of transcription by RNA polymerase II. Gene Ontology annotation, molecular function: DNA-binding transcription factor activity, RNA polymerase II-specific; RNA polymerase II cis-regulatory region sequence-specific DNA binding; protein dimerization activity. Bases 125 to 748 code for a protein of 207 amino acids.
ACUGUUUCUGCUCAAAUCUAUAAGAAUCCCCAAUCGUCUCUCCAUUUUCUCUCUGACUAAGCUACACUGCUUCAUUUUCUUCUUGUGAAACAGAACGCAGAGAUCACUCCUUGGUGGAUCGGUCAUGGUGAGAGGGAAGGUGCAGUUACAACGAAUCGAAGACAAAAGCAGCCGUCAAGUGUGUUUCUCAAAGAGAAAGAGAGGUUUAUUAAAGAAAGCUAAAGAACUAUCGGUUCUCUGUGAUGUUGAGAUGGCGGUCAUCAUCUUCUCCUCCACUGGCAAGCUCUUCGAGUUUUGCAGUGGCAACAGUUUGAGAAAUAUCCUUGAGCGCUAUGACACACAUAAAACUAAAAGUCAAGAAAUAGCAAUCUGCAAGAACGUUGAUAAAACCAAGAAUCAUCACGCAGAAUACAUGGGUCCCAGCUAUAUGGAUGCUAACCCACUCCAAAUGGUCCAAAGGUACUUUGAAGGGAAGAACAUAGAACAGCUAAAUCUAACUCAACUCAUUCAGCUAGAAAGAGAACUGGACUCCACACUAGUUUACACCAGAGGAAGAAAGAAUGAAGCAAUGAUGAAGUCCGUAACAGCCCUCCAUCAGAAGGAACAAGAUCUGACAGAUGAAAAUAAUCUCAUAGAAAGAGAGAUAUCUGCAAUCAUCAACAAUGGCAACCUCGCCAGCCAGCAUGGCCGUGUUGUUGAAGAUCCGGAUUGUGUUCAUCCUUCUCCACUGGACUUGUUUCACUUUUAGCAAGAUCUCAAAAGGACAGAUGGCGUAUCCCGGAUGCUUACGUCUGGGGAAUAACAUUUAGGCAUUUAUUAUACCCACCUAGUGCCAGGUGGUGGUCAAAACUAAUUAUGAAGCAUGUAACUAGUUGCCAGUUGGAAGCACAAGCCUUUACCAAGUGGCACGUCAGCUUACCUAUAUAUAUGUCUGCUCAGGAUUGGGCCGUUAAGUUGGGUCCCUUAUAUGCAGUAAUAGUAGGAGUGCCUGUGAAUAAUUUGCAGCAUGCACGGCAUGCGUCAUGUCUACCACGCAUGUGGGUAGAUGCCGGGAUUGCGAGACCGGUCCGAUGACCCUGCUGCUAGUAGUGGCUUCAGGAUGGUUAUCAUGGUUAUCAUGACUACUGUUGUUAUUAUGAUCAUAAUAAUCGCUGUUAUUGAUGUUA